AUGCCGACCACCAAAAGUGAUAUUAUGCUAUGGUUCCUUUCGUCCAUCGCCAUUAUUAACAGCUGUGUCAAUGGCUACGAUGGGUCAAUGAUGAACGGCAUGCAGUCCUUGAGCCAAUGGCAGGACUCAUUCAACCACCCGGUUGGCUCGGAGCUUGGUCUACUCAACGCCAUUUUCAACCUGGGUGGAACCUGCGCCUUUUUCUUUGGUAUUUGCCGCUGCAGACUCAUGUUAGAGUACCUUCUUGACCCAGACCACAGCCCCGCCGCUUCCCACAAUGUUGGCAUGUUCACGGGAGCCCGUUUCAUCAUCGGUUUUGGUCUCGGUAUCUCCAGUAACUCUGCCCCUAUUCUGGUGGCCGAGCUAGCGCAUCCGUCAUAUCGCGGGAAGAUUACUGGUCUUUACAACACACAAUGGGCGCUUGGUGCAAUCAUCGCUGCUGGUGUCACGUACGGCACUUUCUCAAUCAACAGCGAGGCCGCCUGGCGUAUCCCGUCUGCCCUGCAGGGACUUUUCUCCCUGAUUCUCUUGUGCUUCCUGCCGUUCAUGCCCGAGUCUCCGCGUUGGUUGGUUGACAAGGGGAAGGCAGAGAAGGCAAGGGAAAUUCUCGGUCGUUUGCAUGGAAAUGGAGACCCCAACCACCCCCUAGUCAACUUGGAGAUGCAGGAAAUCGAGGAAGCCAUCGCUUUCGAGAGGGAAAACCAAAGGGUCAGCUGGCUUGAGCUUGUCGCCACCCCCGGCAAUCGCUAUCGCAUGUUCCUCGGCAUUUGCGUCGGCCUUUUCUCACAGUGGUCCGGCAACGGCCUCGUCAGCUACUAUCUGGCAAAGAUUCUCACCAACAUCGGGAUCACCGAUCCCAAGCAGCAACUUCAGCUCAACCUUGGCAAGGAAUGCCUGUCCUGGGUCGUCGCGAACUCAGGUGCAUUGGUCACAGAUCGCGUCAACCGACGCACUCAGUUUAUCCUUUCGACUGGUGGUAUGAUGUUUACCUUUGCUGGUCUCACUGGCUUCACUGGUGCCUACAACACUGUUGCAGUCGGCAACCACGGUGUAGGUGUCGGUGCUGUCGUAUUCAUCUUCCUUUACGGUAUCUGCUAUUCCCUCGGCUGGACUCCUCUUACCGUGCUCUACCCGACCGAAAUCAUGCCAUACAACAUCCGCGCGAAAGGUCUCGCCGUCUCAUCCCUCGCCGUCAAUUUGGCCCUGUUCUUCAACUCCUACGUCAACCCAGUCGGCAUGGCUGCGAUUGGCUGGAAGUUCUAUCUCGUAUACUGCGCCUGGAUCCCCAUUGAGCUGCUCACGGUCAUCUUCUUCUUCAAGGAGACCAAGGGUCGCACGCUGGAGGAGCUGGCUGUCGUCUUCGAUGGUGAGAAGGCCGCUGUCGAGGGCAAUCGCCGGCACAUCGAUCCCAGUCAUGAUCUCGUUGUACCCGGCACCCCUCCUUCCGACCUCGACAAGGAGGAGAAGGCACAUUUCGAGAACGUUUGA
Dacryopinax primogenitus is the source of this 1488-nucleotide messenger RNA. Its product is annotated as general substrate transporter. Gene Ontology annotation, molecular function: carbohydrate:proton symporter activity. Gene Ontology annotation, cellular component: membrane. Bases 1 to 1488 code for a protein of 495 amino acids. The transcript is spliced from 3 exons. The record is from RefSeq and is a predicted model, not a curated record. Lineage: Eukaryota; Fungi; Basidiomycota; Dacrymycetes; Dacrymycetales; Dacrymycetaceae. Gene Ontology annotation, biological process: transmembrane transport; carbohydrate transport.